GCCGCUGCUGCAGGUUGGAGGCAUCAUCUCAGCUUUUUGAGCUUUCUAUUGAGCAGACGCUGAAGAAGCUGCAGCGGCAAGUGAGCAGAAUGAGGGUGCUGUUGGUUUGUCUGCUUGUUGGAACUGUUACCUGUGUUCCUCAAGGAGGUGGAGCUUAUCAGCCCAGAGGGCAUCCUCCAUUCUCUGGACAACUUCAGUCUGAGCCAGUCUAUGAAAGGCCUUCCGGACAGUCGGGUUAUAGUGGCGCUCCGGGAUAUUUUACUAGUGGAACCUACACUACAGGAGGCAGUGGAAGUCCUCCCAUGUGGUACUCUGCUUCCCAUCCUGAACAAGAGCCAGCCAAGCCAACUUAUCAGAGACCAGCACAGUCCAGUGGUCAUGGCAGCUACGGCAGUGUUGACAGCAGCUACUCUGGUUCUGGAUCUCAACAGUCUGGUUCCCAGGGUGCUCAGUCUGGAGCUCCAGGCAGCCAGCACCAGGUUGAACAGGAGAGCUGGAGCUCCUCAUCUGAUGAGGAGGAGCCAGAGUUCACUCCAGUGAGCGAGGAGGAUCAAGUGUACGCUUUCAAGACUCGCUCUCGCUACAACCAGAAACGGUUGCUGUUCAGUCAGUUCCGCUACACCCCAACAGAACCCCGUGUUCCUCAAGAACCAGUGUUCCCAUACCCCAGCAAGUCUCAUCAGGGCAAAGGUUCAGCCAAAGGAAGCCGCUAGGAUCUCGUUGAGCAUCACUCAUGGGUGACGUUUUGGUUCUGAUGUUGAGCUGCUGAAAAGAAUUAAAAAAAAAUGCAAAAGA
Messenger RNA from Oryzias latipes (Japanese medaka), 795 nucleotides. RefSeq lists its product as uncharacterized. The record is from RefSeq and is a predicted model, not a curated record. NCBI's taxonomy places the organism in Eukaryota, Metazoa, Chordata, Actinopteri, Beloniformes, Adrianichthyidae.